AUGGAUAAUAAAGAUUACGACGACGAUUUCUACGAAAAAGCAGAAUUACUACCAGUUCCAGUGGAGUAUAGGGGGAAAGAGAAUGUUGAACAUUCGAUGAAAAGGACUUUGUUCAUUAUAUUUCUCAGUGCAUUCCUAGUCUCAAUUGGUACAAUAGGAUUCGCCUCAAUAUGGGUUGAAUUAUCUAAUGAAUUACCGAUUAAGCGAAAUGUCAUAUUAAUGAUUUCUGAUGGAUUCGGUCCUGCUUCAGAGACUUUUGCUCGUGAUUAUUACCAAUAUGUUAAUGACUUGCAUUAUAAUUAUACCACAUCUUUGGAUCAAAUCCUUGUUGGUUUAUCUCGAACGAGGUCUUCUAAUUGUCUUGUCACUGAUUCUGCUGCUGGAGCAACGGCAUUUUCAUGCGUUAAAAAAACCUAUAAUGGUGCUAUUGCAGUUGAUCCUGAUAAGGUUCCAUGUGGUACUGUUCUUGAGGCUGCGAAAGCUAUUGGAAUGGCAACAGGAUUAGUUGUUACUAGUCGUAUCACUCACGCUACACCAGCUUCAUUCUCGUCUCAUGUUAUUAGUAGAGAUAUGGAGGAUAUUAUUGCUAUUCAACAGCUUGGUGAUUAUCCUCUUGGAAGACAAGUUGAUCUGAUGAUAGGUGGUGGUCGGUGCUAUUUCUUGCCAAAUUCUACUGUCGGUAGUUGUAGGGGAGACGAUCGGGAUUUAAUUACAGAAGCAGAGAAAUCUGGUUUUACAUAUUUUUCUUCUAGAAAAGAAUUUGAUGAUAUUGAUCCUGAAUCGCAAAGUAUUCCCCUUCUUGGCUUAUUUACCCUUGACCAUAUGUCCUAUGAGAUAGAUCGUGUUCCCAGUGUUGAACCCUCUCUCAAAGAAAUGUCUGAAAAAGCAAUUCGAAUUCUCGAAGCACAAACUGCUCAUAGUGAUAAAGGUUUCUUCCUUAUGAUCGAAGGCAGUCGAAUUGAUAUGGCUGGUCACGCGAACGAUCCAGGCGCACACGUUCAUGAAAUUUUGGCUUAUCAUCAAGCAAUUGAAUUUGUUACUAAAUAUGUAGAUGAUCAUCCAGGGACAGUUCUCAUAUCGGUUAGUGAUCAUGAAACUGGUGGCCUGAGUCUCUCUCGACAAACAAAUGCUUCUUAUCCCCAAUAUCUAUGGUAUCCUGAUGUAAUAUCCCGUAUAAAAAAUUCUUCAUAUGCCUUAUCUAUGAAAUUGACUGACUACUGGAAAGACGAUCGAACUGAUUACGUAAAAGAUACCAUUUUACGGAAUAGUCUAGGAAUUAGUGAUUUUACGGAUGACGAAGUAAACUUCUUAGUUGAAAAUCAAACUCGAAUAGAUUAUGAAUAUUAUAUGGCCAAUUUGACAAGUUGGAGAGCUCGUUUGGGUUGGACAACACAUGGCCAUACGGGUGUCGACGUUAGUCUUUUUGCAUAUGGAAUAAACACAGGACCAUUACAUGGAAAUCAUGAAGUAAUUUAUAUUGAUUAUGAUCGUAAAGUCAGUUGA
This is a messenger RNA of Cetraspora pellucida, 1503 nucleotides long. Lineage: Eukaryota; Fungi; Glomeromycota; Glomeromycetes; Diversisporales; Gigasporaceae. The record is from the annotation of a GenBank genome assembly.